Molecule: messenger RNA, 1644 nt
Organism: Cyprinodon variegatus (sheepshead minnow)
Lineage: Eukaryota; Metazoa; Chordata; Actinopteri; Cyprinodontiformes; Cyprinodontidae
Gene: osr1
Product: odd-skipped related transciption factor 1
Exons: 3
Coding region: 321-1139 (272 amino acids)
Biological process (GO): regulation of transcription by RNA polymerase II; urogenital system development; embryo development
Cellular component (GO): nucleus
Molecular function (GO): DNA-binding transcription factor activity, RNA polymerase II-specific; RNA polymerase II transcription regulatory region sequence-specific DNA binding
Source: RefSeq, a predicted model, not a curated record
CAGGAGGUGUUGGACUGUGGGCUGAGAUAAGAGGCGGCCGACAGGAGGAGAGAGCGCAGAACAGUGAGGCAGAGCGGAGAGGCGUGAACACCACAGUGCCUGAACAUCUGAGCGCAGAAAAGAUCCGAACCAAACACGUCAGAUCAGCAGAGAACAGACUGAGGCAGCUGGGAAAUGCUGCUGCUCCAGCCGGCUCACUGACGCUCCAGUCCGGGUUCAGACAGCUGCCACACGGGCUUUCAUAUUUACUGCGUCCCUGCGGGAGAAAACCAAUUAAACUCAACUUUUAGUGCCUGCCUGUAGGAUUUGCAGUAGCAGCCAUGGGCAGUAAGACUCUACCAGCCCCUGUCCCUCUUCAUCCAUCCCUUCAGUUGGCCAACUGUUCCCUCAUCCAGACCUCCACUGGUCUCCAGCUGCCACCUGAUCAUUUUCAGAGCAUCUACAGCUUCAGUGCUCUCCAUGCCAUCCAUCUUCAGCAGUGGACCCUCGGCUACCAACCUCUGGCUUUCCCCCGCUGCACAUUUUCCAAGCUUCCUCCUCAGUUCUCCUCCAUGGCCUCCAUCCCUAUAUUCCCCCACCUUCUGCAACCGAAGCUGGACACAACAGGGUUGCUGCAGAGCUCCAAGAGCAAACCACGCUUUGAUUUCGCCAACCUGGCAGCAGCAGCAACACAGGAGGACCAUCUGAAGGUAGAGGACCUGAGCAUGACGGGGGUUGCUGCUGCUGCAGCAGCUGCAGCAGCGCAGGUUUCAUCCCAACACCAGACCUCAGCCAGCCUGGGAUGCCUGCUGGACGUGACCAAGCUGUCCUCGCCGGAGCGCAAGUCCAGCCGAGGCAGACUGCCCUCUAAGACCAAGAAGGAAUUUGUCUGCAAGUUUUGUGGCCGACAUUUUACAAAAUCUUACAACCUUUUGAUCCAUGAGCGGACGCACACAGAUGAGAGGCCCUACACCUGCGACAUCUGCCACAAGGCCUUCAGAAGACAGGACCAUCUCAGGGACCACAGAUACAUUCAUUCCAAAGAAAAGCCCUUCAAAUGUCAAGAGUGCGGAAAGGGAUUCUGUCAGUCCAGGACGUUGGCUGUCCACAAAACAUUACACAUGCAGGUCAAGGAACUAAAGCCGGCCAAAAUGAAGUGAUUCACUGCAGCAACAGGGAAAGGGACCAGGAACACUGGAAAAACAACAGGACCAAAGACAACAGCCAAAGACUUUUCUUUUUUCUUUUCUCAUCUCAGCCGUUGGAGGUGCAGCUUUCUGUGUGAACAUUCCUUUCGGAAGAAAUACUCCAGCAUUUGAUUUUCCUUAGAAAUAAGCCUUAAUAAAGACCUUGUUUGAGGUUUUCAGAGUUCGAUUUGGCAGCGAACUCAACAAUGGAUAUGUGGAACAUGAAAUGGAGCUCAAAAUGAAAAAGACCUCUUGAUUCUAGUCACCCCAAAUGUUUCAUUCCAAUGUUUGUAACCUAAAGAGGGACGCUGUGUGCAAGAUAUUUUUCUAGAAGUCAUGUUAGUGACACACAAAUAUCAAUUCCAAUGUUAUUUUUGUACAAAUGCAUUAUAUCAAAUUGUAUUUUUGCACUUUAAUCUGAUUAUUAAUUAUUCCCAUAUAUCACUGGAUUUCCUAAACUUAUUUUUUAAAUGAAUAA